UGUGGUAUUGUACUUUACUUUAAAACAUUACAAGGCUCUGCAAUAACACAAAAAGGGGAGCUGCAAAAUUGACACUAUAAGAGAAACAGUGACUGGCCUUAAUAUUAUAAAUUAUGAAAAAAUAAAAGAACCAAACAUGAGUUUUAAGACAAAAGAGUGGGAUAAUUAAACUUGUCAGUUAAGAAGCAGUUAUUAUACAACACAUAACCACAGGGAGAAGGGGCAUGCUGUGGCAUUUAGUGGAGCAACCUGAUGGGAUCAGUCAGGGAUGAAUGUGUUCCUGUGUUAGGGGAAAGGAAUGAAGGUUCACACAGUGGUGGAAGAAGUACAAAAACAUAACACUGUAGAAAAGUUACACUAAAAGUGUAAAUUUGUCAUAGAAAAUGUAGCAAGUAUAAUGAAUUAAUUAAAUAACUUUAUAGAUCAAAGAUAUGCACGUUAUUAAAAUAAGUAAGAAAAUACAAGAAAUGGCAUUUCAGAGUGUUUUCUCUACUUUCCAUAGAUCAUUGUUACAGAUUAUCAUUUAUUUACAAAUAGCAUAUUACAGAUAGAGAUAUUUAAUACAGCUUAAAGGUUUGGGAAUAAACUCAUAAUUUGAUCUGUAUCUAUCUGGUGAAAUUAUAAUACGAUUUCUGUAAAGAAUGCAUCUGUUUUACUGAGAAAUAACGGACCCUAAUCCAAUGGUUUGACAUUUUCUGAGACUUUAUAUCCCAUGGACUAUAUUUGCUAUUUAGGUGCCAGUUAAAUUAACAAGCUAAAAUAAUAAAGGUUCAGUAAUGUCCCAGUAGCUACACACCGGUGUGUUCACCUGUUAACCUCCGAUAACCUGGUCGAAGUAGGCGGGACACCGCACUCAGUCAGCGGAUCAUAUCCCUCCGCCCAGCGUGCAAGUAGGGCCGCCCUGGGGAGGAGCCAGGUACCAGCCAGACUGACACGUAACAAUCCUGCGUAAAAAUUUAAGGAAGAAGCUACAUCUUUUUUCCUCAAGUUCACUGAGGAUAGCGCUGCUUCGCCUCAGACUUGAUGUUCAGUUGAGCUGUCCCGGACCAGAGGCCCCUCUCAGCGGCUCGUUUAAUGCAGACGCGACCGAAGCGGGCCAGCCAGACAGAGAGAGAGAGAGCCGACGUCCACGAUGAGAUUUUCAGUGUUUAUUUCUGUCCUGCGCUCGCUCGGCCCCGUGGUCAUCGGCAUUUCUUUAGGCUUCACGUUGAGUCUGCUGAGUGUCAACUGGACGGAGGAAGCGUGCUAUCUGGACGGCAAGGAGGGCGAGGAUGCGACUUUGGGUCAGGACGGGCUGCUCAAAGGAGCCCGAAAGCCCAACUCAAUUUCCAGUGUCAACGAUGUGGAGUCCGAAGGGGACUUUGAGCCGAGGAUAGUCCCAUACAAGCAAGUCCAGCCGAGUGCCCCGAAAAAAGUUUUCAGGGCUAAAUACAUAAGCACAGAGUUGGGGAUGCGAGAGCGCCUCUUCGUCGGGGUCCUGACAUCCAAGAACACCAUCAACACCCUGGGCGUCGCCGUCAACCGCACCGUUAGCCAUCACCUGGACACCGUCAUCUUCUUCACCGGCUCGCGCAACCGCAAAGUCCCCCACGGCAUGUUCGUGAUUUCGCACGGAGACGAGAGGCUGAUAUGGAACAUGUUCCAGACCAUCAAGUACAUUUUAGAUCAUCACAUCAACGAGUACGACUGGUUCUACUUCGUCCAGGACGACGCCUACACUCAGGCGGACAGGAUCAAAGGCCUGGUGGAUCACCUGAGCAUGGACCGAGAGCUUUACAUGGGCAGCCCUGAGGAGUUCAUCGGUGGGGAGAUGGAAGGGAAGUACUGUUACGGAGGCUUCGGGUACCUCCUGUCGCGGAGCUUGCUCCUGCGGCUCCAGCCCUUCUUGGAAAACUGUAGGAACGACAUCCUGAGCGCCAGGCCGGACGAGUGGCUCGGAAGAUGCAUCAUCGAUUACACCAGCACGAACUGUGUUAGUGAAUAUGAGGGACUUCAGUACCACCAUUACGAGCUGGGAAAGAACUCCGAUCCAAAUAAAGAACAGAGCGAGCAGUUUAAGAAAGCCCUGACCGUCCAUCCAGUGUCUGACCCCGAACAGAUGUACCGGUUGCACAGAUUCUUCACAGAGAUUGAACUCCAGAAGACUUACGAAGAGAUUGCUAAGCUGCAGGCAGAAAUAAAAAAUGUGAGUGUGGUGGCUUUUGAAGGAAACCGAAGCGCCCAGUGGCCAGUGGGAAUCAAUCCACCUUUUGAGCCCAAAUCUCGCUUUGAAGUUUUAAAGUGGGAAUACUUUACGGAGGAGGAGAUUUAUUCAUGCAUCGACGGGUCUCCCAAGUGCGAGCUGCGGGGCGUUGACCGCUUGGACGUGGCUGAUGUCAUCGACACGGCCGUUCGGGAGCUGAACAAGAAGUACAUGCCCGUCUUGCACCUGAAGAAACAGCAGCUGAUUAAUGGCUACAGGCGCUUUGACCCCAUCAGGGGCAUGGAGUACACCUUAGACCUUCAGCUCGAGGUUGUUAAUCAGAAAGGUCACAGCCGUUCUGUCACUAAGAGGGUUCACCUAGUGCGACCUUUGAGUCGGAUAGAGAUAAUUCCCAUGCCCUAUGUCACAGAAGCUACAAGGGUUCACAUCAUUAUUCCUCUUACGCUGCAAGACCGGACCUAUGUGAACCACUUCUUGGAAGUCUUUGCCUCAAAUGCCUUCGAGACCAGCGAGAACGCCAUCCUCACGUUCUUAUUUAUUUACGACCCGAUGGAGGCUCAGCAAGUUAACCAGAACGAUAUAUUUGCCAGCGUUAAGUCUCAGAUAAACACUUACGAACGCAAAUACCCCACAGUGAAAAUCCCGUGGAUAAGCGUCAAGACGGAAACGCCGUCUCAGAUCAAGUUCAUGGACAUCAUCUCAAAGAAGCACCCGGUCGACACUCUCUUCUUCCUGGCGAAAGUCAACACUAACAUCAACUCUGAAUUCCUGAACCGAUGCCGCAUGAAUUCCAUAAACAACUGGCAGGUGUUCUUCCCCAUCCACUUCCAGGAGUACAACCAGGACGUGGCCUAUCACAACCAGCCUCACCCGGCCACGGUGGAUCUGGUCAAGGACGCAGGCCAUUUCGACCGCAUGUCGUUUGAAGAAGCGUGUUUUUACAACUCGGACUACAUGACGACGCGCUCCCGAAUGGUGGCGGACGUCCAGGAGAACGAGGAGAUCCUGGACAGCCUGGAUGUCUAUGAGAUGUUUGUGAAGUACUCAGGUCUGCAUGUGUUCAGGGCCAUAGAGCCAGCGUUGCAUCAGCAAUACCAUUACCAGGCCUGCAACCCAAGACUGAGCGAAGACAUCUAUCACAGAUGUGUUCAGAGCAACUUGGAAGGCCUCGGGUCCCGCUCCCAGCUCGCCAUGCUGGUUUUUGAGCAAGAACAAGGAAACAGCACUUGAAGAACAAAAAGAAAGAAAAAAAAAAAAAAACACUGAAACUUCUGCACGCGUUUAAAUGGACGUUCAAAGAUGUGCGGUGGUCGUAAUAGUUUCUUGAUGCAAGCUAGAAUUUGGUGUGAGAGGGAGCGACACGUGUUAAACCUUACCCUUUUCCAUGUCGGGGCUGUAGUUUAGUUACAUCUGCGACUCCGCCCGACAUUCCUCAUCUUCCUGUGUGCAUCAAGAGCUGUUGGGUGUGUUUGAGUUCUUUGCUCGUUUGGAUAAACCAAUGCAGUAACUUCCUAAUGAAAUAGUUUUAUAUAACAGUACAGUUCCUAGAACCAAAUAUUCUCACUAAUUAAAAAAAAUAAUAAUAAUUGCAUCUAGCAGUUUUUGACCACUAGAGGCAGCACGUCGUGGCUUCAGAGGGCUCUUAUGGUUAACCCGCCCAGUACACAUGAAACAGACCCAGCGUAGUGGGUUGGAGUCUGUAUACUUUCCUCACUGAGACUCAUUAGAGCCGAUGUACUGGUACAGCUGCCUGUGGUUUUGUAUGUCGGGAGGGGUUCAUAGUUAAAACAAAUGAAUCAGACAACGCGUUGCAAGUGACAGAAAGCUUUACUGCGUUGUUGUUUUUCAGUGGGAUUAGUAGUACUAGCAGCAACCACUGGGGAUUUAGAGAAUGUUCUUUGAUAUAAUAUUGUAACAUCAAAGGCGUUUUAAAUUCGAGCUUUAGCGUCGAGCUGUGAUUUACAUCGGUAUAUUGCACCACGGUUUGUCUGCCCUUCGCAUUAGGGCAAUGCAACAUUGCACUUUUUGAAAAGUACUGAGUGUCUCAGUUCAGUGAAUCACUCAUAAGUGCCUUGUCAUUGACUUCUCACGUGUUAGCCGUUCUGAAAUUAUCUUUAAAUUGCGUUUCACCCCCUUCACAUGUGGGUAAAAUGAUUUUUUUUUUGUUUUUUCAUUUGAGAUUUGGUAUUGUUACGACAUGACCAAGUGUUGUGAAUGGACGGGACGUGUUAUCCUUCACCGCGGAUAAAGCAAGGUAGAGCUGGGAGAUUUGAGGAGGUGCUUCGUUAAAUUUCCAUUUUUCUGUCGGUGACUUGGAAAUGUCUCGAUCCCAACCACCCACAGACACAUGUGCCUUUAGAGCAGGGAGAAGGUUUCUGGGACACAUUUGUUGCUCCAAGAUGAAGCGGUGUUCUGGUGAUCAAUCGCUUUUAAGAAAAAUCUUGAUUAAUGGAGGGGAAACCACCUGGGUCCAUGUCUGAAUAGAUGGCCCAGGCUUGUGAUUCUUUUCAAGAGUCCUCCUUGAAGCAAGUGGUUCUUCACAACAGAGUUUAAUUAGUUUAGAAAUAAUCAAAAUCCACAAUGUACAGAACACUUUCCCGUGUCACCGUGUAUAAGACAGUUUAUUUACUCUAACAGGAAAUGUUUAGCUUUUCCAAAGUACUGGACGGUAUUGUUUUGAUUUUCUGAGCGAUUGAAUGGUGUCAUUUGUAGAAGCCUUCUCAGUCGUUGCUCACUGAGUUGUAGUGAAAGCAGCUGUACUGGACACCACAAAGUUCAGAGUAUAUUAUAAUGUGCAAUAUUACAGAUAACAUAGCUGGGUACAUGUCUGAAAGAGGAUGUCACUAUUAAUUUUCAGAGAGCCUCAACAACAGCGAUCAGGUACCAUCCACGGCUCACAGUGUCUGUUUAAAGCUGAGUAAAUACACUGUAUUUUUAUCCUUCUAAUGUAUUCUGCCGACACUAGACACUUUCUGUCCUCAAAUUAACUUUGAAAUUCAUGACGAGUCCUUUUAUUUAACAGUAAUUGGAUUUAAUCUAUGUUUGAAACACUACAUCCGUCCUGAGCAGUGUUGACUGUAUUUUCUGCCAUAUGAACACAGACCAUAGAGGUCCAUUUUUUUAAUUAUUUUUUUUUUUUUAUAAAUUUACAUUCAUUCUCUAACGCAUCUCUAGUUUUGACGAGAGCAGUUUCCGCCGUCGCAGUGCGCCAGCAGCCGUAGCAUGAAUGUUGGUAACGAUCGUGACACUUUUUAACGCGCGCGCAAAAUCGGACGUUUCCAAAAACCACUGUGAAAGGCGGAGGGCUGAGAUUACGGUACGAAAUUGUUGUGAUGGUCUGCGCUGCCUCCUAUAGACAUGAGAUGCCUGAUGUCUGAGGGAGCGGAGCAGAUUAAUUGUCACCAUCGCUGAGCGAAGUAUUUUGUCCAUAAUUUAUUUAUCUGUCAGGUCUCCUGAAUUAUGCAGAUUCUAAAUACUUCUGCACUAACCGAGGCUUUCAUGACACUCUUUGUACAUGUAUAAAUAUUUUAUAGACACUCUAUUUUUAAACCUUUUUUAGCUUAAUUUACACAACAACCAAUAUUUUAUUAUUAUUAUUAUUAUCAUGCUUUAUGUUACUUUGUAUGCUAUGAUUUUAAAAAUCCGGUUAUAAAAUGUGUGAAUUUCAACUCAUUCAUUCAUUUUAAAUCACGAGCAAGACUCACGCUUUUCAUUUCUGCCAGUGUUUGGACCCAUUGGUUUACAUUGUUUUAUGCACAUGGGUACUAAAAAAAACCAAAGCAAUACAUUUCAAUUAAUACUCAUCACAUAUACUGUAAUCACAUGUGCUGUAAAUCUCAAUAAACUGUGAAAUAUUCAAAAUUUUAAAUAAAGAAUAUUUGAAUAUAA
Mugil cephalus (flathead mullet) is the source of this 6091-nucleotide messenger RNA. It is a transcript of the gene chpfa, whose product is annotated as chondroitin polymerizing factor a. The coding region runs from base 1133 to 3433 and encodes 766 amino acids. Gene Ontology annotation, cellular component: Golgi cisterna membrane. Gene Ontology annotation, molecular function: glucuronosyl-N-acetylgalactosaminyl-proteoglycan 4-beta-N-acetylgalactosaminyltransferase activity. The transcript has 4 exons. The record is from RefSeq and is a predicted model, not a curated record. NCBI's taxonomy places the organism in Eukaryota, Metazoa, Chordata, Actinopteri, Mugiliformes, Mugilidae.